Molecule: messenger RNA, 2528 nt
Organism: Drosophila gunungcola (fruit fly)
Lineage: Eukaryota; Metazoa; Arthropoda; Insecta; Diptera; Drosophilidae
Gene: Vha68-2
Product: V-type proton ATPase catalytic subunit A
Exons: 5
Coding region: 161-2005 (614 amino acids)
Biological process (GO): ATP metabolic process; proton transmembrane transport
Cellular component (GO): proton-transporting V-type ATPase, V1 domain; lysosomal membrane
Molecular function (GO): ATP hydrolysis activity; ATP binding; proton-transporting ATPase activity, rotational mechanism
Source: RefSeq, a predicted model, not a curated record
CGAUAUCGAAUCGCACCGAAAGCUUUCGAAGUGCGAGCGGCUACGUUAUAUUACUGCGGCUCAGUCGGUUUUCGUUCGUUCUGUUGGAGAAAAGCAGCAAUCACACGUUCGCAAGGUGAACGCGAAGACACAGUAAAUUGUAGAAACAGAAUAAAGCAAAAUGUCCAACCUUAAGCGUUUCGAUGAUGAGGAGCGUGAGUCCAAAUAUGGACGUGUGUUCGCUGUCUCUGGCCCUGUCGUCACCGCCGAGGCCAUGUCGGGAUCAGCUAUGUACGAGUUGGUCCGUGUGGGUUACUACGAGCUGGUGGGCGAGAUCAUCCGUCUGGAGGGCGACAUGGCCACCAUCCAGGUGUACGAAGAGACCUCCGGCGUGACUGUCGGUGAUCCCGUGCUGCGUACCGGCAAGCCCCUCUCCGUGGAGCUCGGACCCGGUAUCAUGGGCAGCAUCUUUGACGGUAUUCAGCGUCCCCUGAAGGACAUCAACGAGCUGACCGAGUCCAUCUACAUCCCCAAGGGCGUGAACGUGCCCAGUUUGUCGCGCGUGGCCAGCUGGGAGUUCAACCCCCUGAACGUCAAGGUCGGCUCCCACAUCACCGGCGGUGACCUGUACGGUCUAGUGCACGAGAACACCCUGGUCAAGCACAAGAUGAUCGUGAACCCCCGCGCCAAGGGCACAGUGCGCUACAUUGCCCCCUCGGGCAACUACAAGGUCGACGAUGUCGUCCUGGAGACGGAGUUCGAUGGCGAGAUCACCAAGCACACCAUGUUGCAGGUGUGGCCAGUGCGUCAGCCCCGUCCCGUGACCGAGAAGCUGCCCGCCAACCACCCCCUGCUCACUGGACAGCGUGUCCUCGACUCGCUCUUCCCCUGCGUCCAGGGCGGUACUACCGCCAUUCCCGGAGCCUUCGGUUGCGGCAAGACUGUGAUCUCGCAGGCCCUGUCCAAGUACUCCAACUCCGAUGUGAUCAUCUACGUCGGUUGCGGCGAGCGUGGUAACGAGAUGUCUGAGGUACUGCGUGACUUCCCCGAGCUGUCCGUGGAGAUCGACGGUGUGACCGAGUCCAUCAUGAAGCGUACUGCCCUGGUGGCCAACACCUCCAACAUGCCUGUGGCUGCCCGUGAGGCCUCCAUCUACACUGGUAUCACCCUGUCCGAGUACUUCCGUGACAUGGGUUACAACGUGUCCAUGAUGGCUGACUCCACCUCCCGUUGGGCCGAGGCUCUGCGUGAGAUUUCGGGUCGUCUGGCUGAGAUGCCUGCCGAUUCUGGCUACCCAGCCUACCUGGGCGCCCGUCUGGCCUCCUUCUACGAGCGUGCCGGUCGCAUCAAGUGCCUGGGUAACCCAGAGCGCGAGGGCUCCGUGUCCAUUGUGGGCGCUGUGUCGCCUCCUGGUGGUGACUUCUCCGAUCCCGUGACAUCCGCCACUCUGGGUAUCGUGCAAGUGUUCUGGGGUCUCGACAAGAAGCUGGCCCAGCGCAAGCACUUCCCCUCGAUCAACUGGCUGAUUUCGUACUCCAAGUAUAUGCGUGCCCUGGACGAUUUCUAUGACAAGAACUUCCCCGAGUUCGUGCCACUGCGUACCAAGGUCAAGGAGAUCCUGCAGGAAGAGGAGGAUCUGUCUGAGAUCGUGCAGCUGGUCGGCAAGGCCUCUCUGGCGGAGACCGACAAGAUCACGCUCGAGGUGGCCAAGCUGCUGAAGGACGAUUUCCUGCAGCAGAACUCGUACUCCUCGUACGAUCGCUUCUGCCCCUUCUACAAGACCGUUGGCAUGCUGAAGAACAUCAUCGACUUCUACGACAUGGCCCGCCACUCCGUGGAGUCGACGGCUCAGUCCGAGAACAAGAUCACCUGGAACGUGAUCCGUGAGGCUAUGGGCAACAUUAUGUACCAACUGUCGUCCAUGAAAUUCAAGGACCCUGUUAAGGAUGGUGAGGCCAAGAUCAAGGCUGACUUCGAGCAGCUGCACGAGGACCUGCAGCAGGCCUUCAGGAAUCUGGAGGACUAGAGAUUGCGUUGGCCCUACUUUUACACUCUAAUCUUACAUUUGUUAUAUAGUUAACUUUUAAAAAAGAAAGCAGUCAAAAACUACCCGAAAAAGCAUAAUCAAACACCAACAAUUCCGUGCUGCAUUCGAAGUAAAACGAAAGUCCAACAAAUUCCACAACUUUUUGGUGCCUGCGAGAGAUGUAAACAUUCCGGCCUGCGGUUAAUACUUUUCCUAACCACGCCCCUCCGCCCUCAAGGCAACAGCAACAACUACAACGUCCUUCUAUGUACUUCCAUUUACAACAACAGCAAAAGUCGCACACACACUUUUGAAUAAAAGUACACGGACACAGGCGCGCACACACAUACACAUACAUAAAAGACACAAAUACAAAUGCAUGCAUAAAUAGUAUUAUUGUUUAAUGAAUGGAAAUUCUUGUUUAUUUGUGAAAAAGUCAUGUUUUCUCCUUGUUUGUUUGUUAAAUUUAUGUAAAUAUUUAAAGUAUGAAAUAUUAAAUGUACGAAUAAAGUGCAACAACAAA